AGACUUUGUUCAAAGAACCAGAAAGUUGCGGAUUCCUUUUGCCCCUCUCCAUGCGUAGACCAGGCCUCAGAUUUGUAGCUCUCCUUCUUCUUCUUCUCGCCUUAAUUCAUGAGAGCUGCAGUGCCAAAAAUAAACAUUACUGUCCACCUUCUUCUUGUGGAAAUAAUCUGAAAAUUAGCUACCCUUUCAGAUUAAACACAGAUCCUCCAUCCUGUGGACUGACUAAAGUCCCAGUAUAUACUUUAUCUUGUGAGAACAACCUUACGGUAUUGCAUUUUAAAUCAGGAAAAUUCUACGUGAAAGCAAUCGAUUAUGGCAAUCAAACAAUUCGAAUAGCUGAUGCCAGUGUUGAGGAAGGUAGAUGCUCCAUACCUCAGUAUUCCUGGGCCGCCUAUUACUUCUUAAAGUUUUCACCAAGAUAUUAUCAUCAUUAUCCAUAUCUUGUUUAUCCUUGGAAGAGCAAUCUUUUUAUAAGUUGCGAAAAGCCUGUAAAUGCUCCUCUUUAUGUAGAAGCUCCUGCCUGCAGCAACGGUAGCUCUUUCUCCACACCUUAUAGGGCUGAAUCUGAAGGCAAAAGGUAUUAUUAUGCGAAAAUGGAAGAAACUACUUCAGAUGAGUUAAAACCUUCAUGCCGUAUUGAGUCAGUGGCAGUUAUACCAUCAAUACAGGAGAAGAAUUACGAGGACCUCUCCUACCUAGACAUCCAACAUGGGUUAGCCUAUGGAUUUGAGUUGUCGUGGAGUAAUGCUAUCUGUGGAGGGAAGUGGGGGGGUUCUUACUACGUUAUUAAUCCGGAAAACCAUUGUGUUCUUCAAUAUUAUGGGAACCCAGUUUACGAAACAGCUCAAAAUCUGCCAGGUUAUGUAGUUGUAAUUGUUGCGCUGUGGCAUGGAGCCGUAGUUGUUCUAGGAAUUCCAAUUUUUAUCAUAUUUUUGGUCUUCAAAUGGAGGAGAAGGCAUUUAUCCAUGUAUAAUUCUAUUGAAGAAUUUUUGCAAAGCAACAAUAAUCUAAUGCCUAUAAGGUAUUCUUAUUCAAAAAUCAAGAAGAUGACCAAUGGUUUUAAGGAGAAAUUGGGUGAAGGAGGUUUUGGUAAAGUUUACAAAGCAAAGCUUAAGAGUAGUCGCCUUGCAGCAAUAAAGAUGUUGGACAAAUCAAAAGCUACAGGACAAGAUUUUUUCAAUGAAGUUGCUACCAUUGGAAGAAUUCACCAUGUCAAUGUGGUACAAAUGGUUGGCUUUUGUGUUGAAGGAUCAAAACGUGCCCUUGUGUAUGACUUCAUGCCUAAUGGUUCUCUUGAUAAACAUAUUUUCUCAAGGGAAGGCAAUAUUGCAACUUUGGGUUGGGAAAAUCUAUACAAGAUUUCUCUAGGAGUGGCUCGUGGGAUUGAGUAUUUACAUCGAGGUUGUGAUAUGCAAAUCUUGCAUUUUGAUAUCAAGCCUCACAACAUCCUUUUAGAUGAGAGCUUCACUCCAAAAAUCUCUGAUUUUGGUCUUGCUAAGUUAUAUCCUGUAGAAGGUAACAUUGUGUCCUUGACUGCAGCAAGAGGAACAAUAGGUUAUAUGGCGCCUGAGUUGUUUUACAAAAACAUAGGAAGUGUCUCUUACAAAGCUGAUGUUUAUAGUUAUGGGAUGUUAUUGAUGGAAAUGGCUAGCAAAAGAAAGAAUGUGAACCCGUUUGCAGAGCAUUCGAGUCAAAUCUACUUUCCUUCAUGGGCAUCUGAGCAAUUGAACAGAGGAAUGGAGCUGGAAAUACGAGAAGCUACAGAAGAUCAAAAGAGAAUUGUAAAGAAAAUGGUCAUUGUAGCUUUGUGGUGCAUACAGAUGAAGCCAAGUGAUCGCCCUUCAAUGAACAAAGUCAUAGAGAUGCUUGAAGCAGAACUUGAGAGCUUACAAAUACCUCCCACUCCUUUCCAGUUUUAUCCCCAUGCUAUUCAACAAGAUGAAGUUACUGAGAAAACCAACCUCAGGGAGUCUUCUAGUAGUUCUUCUUCUUCAUGCAAUGAUAUAGAGAUUGAGUCAAUUAGUUUACUUGGAAAUGAAAAUUAAGUGGAAUGGUAGCAAAGAAGCUUUUAUUUCGGUAUUUGUAUUAGAUAAGCUUCCUUCAUAGCAUAACUACUAAGGUAAUAAGUUUGGUGCUUUUCUAGUUUAUUUAGCAACUUGAUAGUUAUGUAUAUUUUGAAGUGCAUAAACUAAGCUAUUAUUA
Messenger RNA from Rubroshorea leprosula, 2202 nucleotides. NCBI's taxonomy places the organism in Eukaryota, Viridiplantae, Streptophyta, Magnoliopsida, Malvales, Dipterocarpaceae. The record is from the annotation of a GenBank genome assembly.